AUGGAUGAUAUUAUAACCCAAGGCCGGUCAGUGCAAGAGUCACUCACAAGACUUGAAAACGUCUUCAAGCGCCUUUUAGAAGCUAACCUCAAGUUGAAAGCUUCCAAGUGUGUCUUCUUUCAAAAGUCAAUUACUUUCCUUGAUCACGUAGUCUCCGAAGAUGGUAUUAGCACUGAUGAUAGUAAAAUAGAGGCAGUCAGAAAUUGGCCCAUACCAGUAAAUGCUAAGCAAGUAAGAAGCUUUUUUGGUUUAGCAGGCUACUAUAGAAAAUUUGUGAAAGGGUAUGCUGAAAUUGCGAGACCAUUGCAUAGAUUAUGCGAGAAGAAAGCGAAAUUCCUAUGGACAGAGGACUGUCAAAAUUCUUUUGAAGACUUGAAAGAGGCACUAACCACUGCACCAGUACUCUCUUAUCCAAAACCAGAAUGUCAAUUCAUCUUGGACACAGAUUCCUCUGAUAAUUCAACAGGUGCUAUCUUGUCUCAAGUAAUUGAUGAUAAAGAGCAUGUAAUAGCAUAUAAUGUCCAAGACAAUGAACAAAUACGAGCAGCAGUACUGCAUCACACGAAAAGAACUUCUUGCAGUUGUUCGAGCACUUAA
Messenger RNA from Mercenaria mercenaria, 597 nucleotides. RefSeq lists its product as uncharacterized. The coding region runs from base 1 to 597 and encodes 198 amino acids. The transcript has a single exon. NCBI's taxonomy places the organism in Eukaryota, Metazoa, Mollusca, Bivalvia, Venerida, Veneridae. The record is from RefSeq and is a predicted model, not a curated record.